Messenger RNA from Glycine soja, 1050 nucleotides. Its product is annotated as 40S ribosomal protein S3-3. Gene Ontology annotation, cellular component: nucleus; cytosolic small ribosomal subunit. Gene Ontology annotation, molecular function: RNA binding; structural constituent of ribosome. NCBI's taxonomy places the organism in Eukaryota, Viridiplantae, Streptophyta, Magnoliopsida, Fabales, Fabaceae. The transcript has 6 exons. The record is from RefSeq and is a predicted model, not a curated record. Gene Ontology annotation, biological process: translation. The coding region runs from base 130 to 837 and encodes 235 amino acids.
CUAUUAUAAUUAUAAGCAUUAGGGUUUCUACCACUUACCAGUUAGUUGCUUUGUUUCACUCACACUGUGUUUGGAGCAGAAUCAGAUCGUGUGUUCCGUACGUUCGUUCGUUCAUUUCCAGUGUCAAACAUGGCGUCUCAGAUGAGCAAGAAGAGAAAGUUUGUUGCGGACGGAGUGUUCUUCGCCGAACUGAACGAGGUUCUGACUCGUGAAUUGGCGGAGGACGGUUACUCCGGCGUGGAAGUUAGGGUUACGCCGAUGCGCACCGAGAUCAUCAUCAGAGCCACCAGAACCCAAGCUGUUCUAGGUGAGAAGGGAAGGAGAAUUAGGGAACUUACCUCAGUGGUGCAGAAGAGGUUCAAAUUCCCCGAAAACAGUGUCGAGCUUUAUGCUGAGAAGGUCAACAACAGAGGCUUGUGUGCCAUUGCUCAGGCCGAGUCGCUUCGCUACAAGCUCCUCGGCGGCCUCGCUGUUCGCAGGGCUUGCUAUGGUGUUUUAAGAUUUGUGAUGGAAAGCGGUGCCAAAGGAUGCGAGGUCAUUGUUAGUGGAAAACUGAGAGCUCAGAGAGCCAAGUCCAUGAAAUUCAAGGAUGGAUAUAUGAUUUCUUCUGGACAACCAGUCAAGGAUUACAUUGACUCUGCAGUGAGACAUGUGCUACUAAGACAGGGUGUUCUUGGUAUCAAGGUUAAGAUCAUGCUUGAUUGGGAUCCUAAAGGGAAACAGGGUCCUAAAACUCCCCUUCCUGAUCUUGUCACGAUCCACACCCCCAAGGAAGAGGAAGAAUAUGCCCGGCCUGCUGCUGUUUUGGCAACUGAUAUUGAGGUCCCUGUUGCUUGAAAAUGUUUUAUUUGUUCUUGAGUAGAAAUUCAUAGCACCUGAGUACCUAGUAUGCAGUGUUCAUUUGCUUAGACCUGGUCAGAUUUUUGUAGUGUCUUAUCUUUGUUGGGAAAGACUAGUUAAAUUUUUUUGUAGUUUCUUAACAGUUUAUGAAAUUGCUACAAAGUGCCAAGUAUUUUAAGCAUCAAUUGAUUAUUAUUAUUUAAAUCUCCA